GGCGGGAACGUCUUUCCCCGGCAGUCCCCGGCCUCCGCGCCCUGGUGGGGAGGUGUGCGGGUUUGCUCUGGACGGCCGUGAGCUCGCCCCCGGUAGGACUCCUUGGCGGCCCAGACGAUAAUACCAAGAACAUCAGAUGGCAUCUGGAGAUAUCUGCUCGUCUGGAGAAGGGGUUGAAAUACUGCAGCAAGUGUGUGGCAAGCAGUUUCCUCCUUGCUCCCUGAGUGAAGAGGAUCUGAUACAGAACCCGUAUUUCAGCAAGCUGUUGCUCAGUAUCUCAAAGCAUGUGGACGAAAGUGGCUUAAGCCUCUCGCUGGCGAAAGAGCAGGCUCAGGUGUGGAAUGAACUUCGGCUGCACAAGGCGGCAUGGCUGAGGUGUGAGACCUUACAGAGGGCCAUCCAGGAGCUGCUCACUGACUACUAUGUGAGGGCACAAGACGCAAACCUAAGCUCGGAAGACAAAAAGUUUUAUGAGACUCUUGAGCAGCGGCUGCUGGUAACUGAACUGACACAGCUUUCAGGUCCAGGCCAGGAGACGGAGAUGCCCUCCCUGCUGGGCCUGGAGAAGGCCGACCUUCUGGAACUCAUGCCCCCGUCACAGGAUUUCGUGUGGAUGAGGGCUCGGCUCCAGGCAGAGGUGGAGGAGCAGCUCAAGAGGAAAUGCUUCACUCUGCUCUUCUACCACGACCCCAGCUCAGAUACUGAUGGAGAAGCCCUGAAAGCAGCGAAGGUGUGGUCCCUCACAGAGGUCCUGCUGGGAGAGAAGCAGCAGUGCCUGGAUGCCAAGGGCCAGCAGCAGGAGCAGCUGGUGUUGCUGGAGAAAAAGAGGACUGCCUACUCCCAGGUGCUUCUCCGCUGCCUCACCUUGCUGCAGAGGCUCCUUCAGGAGCACCGGCUGAGGACUCAGUCCGAGCUAGACCGCAUCAACGCCCAGUACCUGGAGAUCAAGUGCAGCGCUAUGGUCCUUAAGCUAAGGAUGGAGGAGCUGAAGAUUUUGUCUGACACUUACAGUGCUGAGAAGGUUGAAGUUCAUCGGCUGAUCAGGGACCGUUUGGAGGGAGCCAUUCGCCUCCAGGAGCAGGACAUGGAGAGAUCAAGGCUGGUCCUGGAGACCUACGAGGUCCUCGGAGAAGAUUUUGAGAGCCUGGUGAAGGAGUACACGCAGCUCAAGCUGGCCACGAAGAACAAGCGCUGGGCGCUCCAGGAGUUCAGCAGGGCCUGCCGCUGAGCCCGGUAGGCGGGGCCAG
Molecule: messenger RNA, 1247 nt
Organism: Acomys russatus (golden spiny mouse)
Lineage: Eukaryota; Metazoa; Chordata; Mammalia; Rodentia; Muridae
Gene: Haus4
Product: HAUS augmin like complex subunit 4
Exons: 10
Coding region: 137-1228 (363 amino acids)
Biological process (GO): centrosome cycle; spindle assembly
Cellular component (GO): HAUS complex
Molecular function (GO): microtubule minus-end binding
Source: RefSeq, a predicted model, not a curated record